AUGAGUACCGAUAAAUACAAUAAAAAGAAACAUGCAUCUUCUUCGUUCUCAAAGAAAGUGUUGAAAAACAUAUUUCGCCCCUCCAAAAGGAAGGGGAAAGAAGGUACCGAUGGAUAUAAACAGACAUCAUUACAACAUCCUAACCAUACAAAGGAUAAGCUUCUUAAUCAUUCUGAUAGGACUUUCUCUGCACAAGUCGCAAGUAACCCGAAAGAAAAAUACGAAAAUAAUGAGAAUAAUCUGCUGCGGAAUAACCACAUAUCAUCAAAGGCACCAUCAUCUAAUAAUAAUAAUAAUAAUGUUCCAAUAAAACAGAGUAAUUCAAAAUUAUUGAAUAGUCCUUUUAAUAUCCCAAUUUCUAUAGAUUUCCAUAACCACGAUCAUGAUCAUGAUCAUCAUAGGCAUACUCGUCGGCAAAAAUCAAUGCAAACUACUCAAAGAAAAAACGUGAAGAAAAAUGCAAAUUACACAUCAAGCAAAUCAAGAUUUAAUAACACAUUAAAAAAAUAUAGGAAUUUAUCAUCGUUACCAUCAAAAAUUAACAACAAUUUAGAUGCAGGUUCAAGUAUUCUUUCAUUACCAAAUAAUUCAAGCUAUAAUUCAAAUUCUGAUUACAACGAUAACAAUAACGAUGAGGAUGAGGAUGAUAGUGAUAAUGACACGAAUUUAUUAUUGAGAACAAAGUCGAGUAAUAAUAAUGACAUGACUAAUGAUUGGAAUUCAAAAUAUACCGUAUCCAAUAAAUCUUCAACAAAUAUCAAAAACACUACUAAUAGUAAUAAUAAUGGACUAUUUGAUAAUCUAUGGACAUUGGCAAAGAAAAAAUAUGAUAAUUAUAAGAAUACACAUGUUGAUACAACAACUAAUACACCGCCUAUCUCGACGGCCGUGGGGGCCACCUCAACUAAAAAGCCUACAUCUGCUGAUUUGAUGAAAAAUUUGGACAAUGUGUUAUCUUCAUCUUCAAGAAAUAUCGCCAAACCUCGUGCUGAUACUACCGCAAGCACGACGCUUAUUCAUUAUGAUAAAAAUUCCCAGGGCAUACGUUCGAUCACUUCCCAAAGUACUUUAAACGGACACUCCCUUAAGAAGACAAAAAAUACUCAUCUACAUGAAGGCCAACCACCUACCUCAAAAAUAAUCGACACUUUAGGUAAAGGUAGUCUGGACCUUGAUUAUUUUAAUCCUAAGAUACUGAAUAAUGAUAUCAUUACAGAAAAAUUAACCAAAAAUGCUGAUAGCAAUGCAAGAGACUUAUUACAAUCAAAAUCACAUGAUACAUCUGAUCCUAUAAUAUCGACUAUUUCUACACCAGUAUAUUCUAUUCCAAAAACCAACAAUAUCAAUAAAAGGAACAGCACUAGUUCGCAAUUGACAAUUGAAUCUUCCCUAAAUCACAUACCGUCAAAGGUAAAUCCAAUAUCAAAAAAAUUCAAAUUAUUUUCACUAUCAAAUAAUGAUGUAUCAACACAAUCAAAUAAAGAAAACGUUCCAGGUAUUAAUAAUACCGAUAGCAAUGAUUUGAAUCCAAAACGUCGUCAAAGAUCUAAAACAGUUUGCUUUGGUGCCACUGUACCUCCACGGAAUUCUUCUUCAUCAAUAACAACGGUACCUGCAAAGUUAUCGUCUUCAUAUUCAACUUCAAACUCAAAAAGAAAUUCACAUAUAGUUUCAUCUCCACAUUUAGAAGAUUCAAAAUUAAAAAUGCAAAAUACUAGCGCCAAUAACUUGAAGAAUAAUUAUAGAAACAACGGUAAGAAUAUCAUGAAAUUACCAUCAGAUUCACAUUCACAGUCACACUCAAAUUCAAUGACUCCAAUAAAUUUGAAUCCUGUCGCUAUGGGAAUGAAAGUACUUCCAUUACCUCAUUCAGCUUUAAAAUAUUCAAUUAAUAAAGUAAGAAAUAGUACUGACAUUGCUACUUCUUUAUUCACUCCAUUAGUGUUACCUCCAAGAUUACCAUCAACUCCCACAACCAAUAAUAAUAAUAACGACACAAAUAAUACAAAUACCAAGACAUCAUUGAAUUUACCAUCUUUCAAACCAAUAAAUAGUAAUAAUAAUAGUGGUAUAGAUGAAAACUUAGAUGAAACAGGAAAUAACAACAAUACUACUAUUUUUAAUGAUAAUAAUAAUGUCACAUCGGAACCUACUCAGAGAUUGAUAAGAAAUAGUGUAAUGAUUCCUCGUGGUAAUGAUGGUAUUAAAUUAAAUGACAUCAAAUUUGCCUCUGACAAGAAAAAUUCAGAAUUUCACAACUUCUUCAAAGAUACAGAUAUUCAAUCUAAUGAAAAACUAAUUACGGAAUUUACAUGUGCCUUAUCGAAAGAUAUUCUUUUACAAGGGAAAUUAUACAUUUCUAAUAAACAUCUGGCAUUUUAUUCAAAUAUUUUAGGUUGGAUUACUACUGUAGUGAUUUCAUUCCAAGAAAUUAUUCAAAUUAAGAAAAAGACAACAAUGGGGAUUUUCCCCAAUGCUAUUGUUAUUGAUACUUUAAAUUCAAGAUAUACUUUUGCCUCUUUUGUUCAAAGAGAUACAAUUUUCAAAUUGGUUACAAAUAUUUGGAAUCAAUAUAUUAUUUCAAAUAGAUUGCAAAAUACUUCACAAAGACAUUCAAAUUCAAUUGAUGAUAAUACUUCCAUGACCGAUUACAUCACAGACGACGAUGAAUAUGCGGAUGAUGAUGGCGAUGAUGAUAACUUUGAAUAUACUUCAGAUACAGACGUAUCAAGCGAUUAUUGGGUUAAGGAAGAUGUUACACAAUUGAAAGGUUCCAUGAAACAACAACUUGAUAGUGAUACAUUAGGACCUUUAAAACACGAACCGACCUCCUCAAAUUAUAGUCCUGUAUCAGAUGAAAAAUUAAUUUGCGAAACUAAUUUAAAUGCUCCAUUAAGUACCAUUUUCAAUAUAUUAUUUGGUAAUGAUACUUCAUAUUUUGAAUCUAUCUUGCAAAAAGCUAAAAAUUUUGAUAUUCAACCAUCACCGUUACCCAAAUUACUCCCCUCUAAGAAACGUGAAUAUGUUUAUACAAAACCAUUGACAUCAUCAAUUGGACCUAGCAAAACAAAAUGUAUUAUCACUGAAACAUUAGAUAAUUUCGAUCUAAAUGAUUACAUUCAAGUCACGCAAUUGACUUCAAAUCCAGAUGUUCCCUCAGGUAAUUCAUUCAAAACUAAAACAGUAUUUCUUUUAUCAUGGGAUUCAAAUAAUACAACGAAAUUCAUGGCAUACGUAUCAAUUAUAUGGACCGCCAAGAGUUGGAUCAAAAAUGCAAUUGAAAAGGGUACCGUUGAUGGUGUUACAGAAUCAACAAAUUCAAUGAUUUCAGAAAUUAAAGAUGUAAUUUUACCAAGAAUAAUGAAAAGAACACGUGGUCAAUCAACCUCAAUCAGUAGUUCUAAACCACCAAUGGUAAUUCCAUCACUACCAACAAUAGGACCACAAAGACAUCCUGAAACAAAAUUACCGACUCCAUUAGAGGCAGGAACGUUUGUUUUACAAAAUGGUAAAAUUAAUGUGCCAAUGGGCACAACGUAUAAAUUACUAUUUGGUGAAGAUAUAAGUUUCUUAAAGAAAAUUCUUUUGAAACAAAAUAAUAUUAACAUUUCAAAUAUUCCAAAUAAAUUCGUCAAUGAGGAAAGAUCCUAUACUUAUAUUAAAAAACUAAAUAAUUCAUUAGGUCCGAAGCAAACUAACUGUAACGUUGUGGAAUCUGUUCAACAUUAUGAUUUGGAAAAUUAUAUCCUCGUUAAACAGUUGACCAAGACUCCUGAUGUCCCAUCAGGUAGCACCUUCAGUGUGGCAAGUCUGAUCUACUUAACUUGGGAUAAAGAAGAAACUAGUACGGAUAUUAAUGUUAUUACUAAUGUCAUAUGGUCAGGAAAAUCAUUUUUGAAAAGCGCCAUUGAAAAAGGGUCUAUUGAAGGACAAAAAGCUUCAAUGAAAAUAUUAGUUGAUGAAUUAAACUCAAUUAUUAAGGAAAACCAAGUUGAAAUUGCGAAGUUACAAUCUGGUAGAGGCAAAGGUAAGAGAAGGAAAAGUAGAGCAAGAAAGUUAUCGACUACUAAUAAGGAGGAUGUCGAAGAAACACCUAGGGUUAAAUUUGACUUUAUCAUUGAGAAAUUUAAACCUAUUGUGGAAGUUAUUAACUCUUUAACAAGUAUUUUAGGUGUAUCAUUUGAGCCAGCCUCCAACAAGAACAUUAUUAUUGUGGCUUCCGUCGGUAUAUUCUUUUUAUUUACACUAUUUCGGAUAUUAUUAUUUGGUGGACCUAAUUCAAAUAUCAUGGUACAAAAUCAUAAAAGUUUCAAGUUGUUACCCAAUGAUAAGAUCAUUAUUGAUGGGAAUGAAUAUAUUUAUAUUCCAAGGAUGAAAACUUUAUACUCAGCUUAUGAAGAUGAUCUUAAAGGACAUGGAGGCAAUAAGGAGAAUAAUUCCAUUGAUGAUAUUAUGAAAAGCUCUCAGCAAAAUCUGUGGCAUUGGAUAACGGACCGUGGGGAUAAGCAUGGUUAUCCAUAUUUUAAGAAAAUAAAAAAGUUAAGAGGCUAUUCUCAGUUGACAAGAAAAGUAUGA
Molecule: messenger RNA, 4575 nt
Organism: Naumovozyma dairenensis CBS 421
Lineage: Eukaryota; Fungi; Ascomycota; Saccharomycetes; Saccharomycetales; Saccharomycetaceae
Gene: LAM4
Product: Lam4p
Exons: 1
Coding region: 1-4575 (1524 amino acids)
Biological process (GO): intracellular sterol transport
Cellular component (GO): mitochondrion; cortical endoplasmic reticulum; plasma membrane
Molecular function (GO): sterol binding; sterol transfer activity
Source: RefSeq, a predicted model, not a curated record